Gopherus flavomarginatus (Mexican gopher tortoise) is the source of this 921-nucleotide messenger RNA. RefSeq names its product lactase like (gene LCTL). Gene Ontology annotation, molecular function: beta-glucosidase activity. Lineage: Eukaryota; Metazoa; Chordata; Testudines; Testudinidae. Gene Ontology annotation, biological process: carbohydrate metabolic process. The coding region runs from base 1 to 921 and encodes 306 amino acids. The transcript has 7 exons. The record is from RefSeq and is a predicted model, not a curated record.
AUGAUAAGUUAUUUUAAUGAUUAUGCAAAUCUGUGUUUCGAGAAGUUUGGUGAUCGUGUGAAAUACUGGAUUACUUUUAAUAACCCUUGGGCGGUUGCUGAAGAGGGCUAUGAGACAGGAGAGCAUGCACCAGGACUGAAGCUCAGUGGAAUAGGGGCAUACAAAGCAGCACAUCAUAUAAUUAAAACUCAUGCAAAGGUCUGGCAUUCUUAUAAUAAGACAUGGCGUAGCAAGCAACAAGGUAUGGUUGGAAUUUCUCUAACUAGUGCCUGGGGUGAACCUGUUGAUCUAACUAGCCAGAAGGACAUUGAAGCUGCUGAAAGAUACGUACAGUUUUACUUGGGAUGGUUUGCAAAUCCUAUUUACAGUGGAGACUAUCCUGAAGUUAUGAAGAAUUAUGUAGGUAAAAAGAGUGCUCAACAAGGCCUGGGCACAUCAAGAUUACCAACCUUCUCAGUGCAAGAGAAAAGCUACAUUAAGGGUACAUCUGAUUUCCUGGGAUUAAGUCAUUUUACCACUCGUUACAUUAUACAGAAAAAUUAUUCCGCCCUCAAAGGGCCCAGUUACCACACUGAUCGUGAUUUGGUAGAACUGGUUGAUCCAAAGUGGCCAAAUCCAGGAUCUAAAUGGCUAUAUUCUGUGCCCUGGGGAUUUCGAAGGUUACUCAACUUCAUUAAGACACAGUAUGGGAAUCCUCUCAUUUACAUAACAGAGAAUGGAGUUUCAGAAAAGCUGCAGUGUAUUCAGUUGUGUGAUGAAUGGAGAAUUGAAUAUCUGAAAGGGUAUAUUAAUGAGAUGCUAAAAGAUCCCUUGACUACUCACAUGGAAAUGGUGACUGAGAUUGUUGUACCAACGGUGUUCACACUCUGCAUACUUAUCAGUGCCAUUCUAUUAAUGUUCCUCCUUCGAAAGCACAACUAA